This is a messenger RNA of Nicotiana tabacum (common tobacco), 1322 nucleotides long. RefSeq lists its product as uncharacterized. Gene Ontology annotation, biological process: regulation of DNA-templated transcription. The record is from RefSeq and is a predicted model, not a curated record. Gene Ontology annotation, molecular function: DNA-binding transcription factor activity. NCBI's taxonomy places the organism in Eukaryota, Viridiplantae, Streptophyta, Magnoliopsida, Solanales, Solanaceae.
AAAAAAAAAAAAUCCCACCAAGAAAGAGAAGAAAUAAGAAUUUAGGUUAUAAGAUGAUGGAAGAAACAUGGGAGAAAGACUUCUUGUAUUAGAUUCUGUUGUGAAGGAGUGAAAAACAAAAUCAUAAAGCUUUGAUAGGGUCACUUAGUAGUUAAGUUCACCAUGUCAAGACAAGCUCAUCUUCCGCCUCGCUGCCCGUUUCAGAAGAAACCAUUAACUAGUCCAGUUCAAGACCCUUUUAACCCAACAUCACACCAACAUAACCCGUUACCUCCUCGACAUCAUAAGUCUAUUUCACAGAGCUAUAUCUUAGAGGAGCAGCCCGCAUGGCUUGAUGAGCUGCUGAAUGAAUCGAACUCAAAUUCCGAUGGCAUAAUGCAUAGGAGAUCAGCUAGUGAUUCUUUUACGCUUUUGGAUGGUCUUGUUUCGUUGGAAGGUUUCGAUAAGCUUGACGAAACUGAAUCCAAUGCAUCUUGUGAAUCGGAUAGUAGUUUGAAGACUAAUUGCGUCUAUGGUCCUAAUUCGCCCCGUGGAAAGAGCAAUGUAACCUUUGCUGAGAAUGCUAUAGUUUCAGCAUUAUCGGAAUAUGUGUCUCCAAACCCUUUACAAUAUUUAGAUAGGUGUAUUUCUGUGUCUGGAGCUGCACAAUCGGAGUUAGCAGUAGCAGGCAAUGUCUCUGGUGCAGCUGAUGAUGUCAAUGCUGAGGCAAAGGCAAUGAAACGGCAUCCUGGACAGCGGUCAAGAGUCCGUAAACUUCAAUACAUUGCUGAACUAGAGAGAACUGUCAACACAUAUGAGGCUCUAGAGUCAGAGUUAGCCGCCAAGGUUGCUUCUCUGCUUCAGCAGCGUGUUGCUUUAUCAAUGGAGAAUAGAGAGCUAAAGCAACAGAUGCUCAGACUUCAGCAGGAAAAAGUCAUUGUUGACGCCCAGUACAGGUCACUGAGAAAAGAAUUGGAAAGAUUGAGAUAUUUAGCACAUUCUCCCAACUUCAAGAAGCUUAGUUCUGCUGCUGCUUGGCAGAUGCUGGACUUUGGAAAGCUGGAUCUCAACUAAAGGAAGUUGAUCUCUUUGGGCAUAUUUUUCUUCAUUACAACAUCCUUCAAAAUGUUAUUGAUGGAACUCCUUUAGACUCAAGCCUGUAAAUCCUCUUUAGGAUGUAGUAGUAUGUUCCAAAUGGGAAUGACACUAUUAGGGUUAACUGUGAAUGCACUGCCUAAUUGACUUCGUUUUUAAUCAACUCAAUGUCUCCCGCAUCCUUAUCUAUAAAUAUAAAAAAAAAGAAAAGAGAAAAUCUUUAGGUGGAUUAAAAAUCCCUUUUUAAA